Molecule: messenger RNA, 2211 nt
Organism: Geodia barretti
Lineage: Eukaryota; Metazoa; Porifera; Demospongiae; Tetractinellida; Geodiidae
Source: the annotation of a GenBank genome assembly
AUGGCGAUCUUCGUCGCCGCGUCAAUCGCCGUUGCCUUCUCGCCCGAUGCCAACUUCCUGAUACUCGGACGUGGACUACAGGGUCUCGGCGGCGCAUUGGUGAUUCCCCAGACGCUGUCAAUCCUGACCGCCGUCUUCCCUCGCGAAGAGCGCGGCAAAGCGAUCGGUAUCUGGUCGGGCGCGCUCGGCUUCGGCAUGGCGCUCGGCCCGCUUGUGGGCGGCAUUCUCGUUGACCUGAUCGGCUGGUCGGGCGUGUUCUGGGUGCCCGCGCCGAUCGCCGCGUUGGCAAUGCUCGGCAUGUCCGUCGUCCCCGAGUCGCGCUCGAAGCAACACACCAAGCUCGACAUCCCCGGCGCGAUCACGAGCACGAUUGCGAUGAUCGCGAUCGUCUUUGCGAUCAUCGAAGGGAUUCAGAGGGGCUGGUCCGACCCCGUCAUCCUGAUAGCGUUCGCCGUCACUGCAAUUUCGACGGUGAUGUUCAUCAUCAUUGAGCGCCGCACCGACCAGCCGCUGCUGCCAAUGGCGUUCUUCAAGCAGCGCGAUUUCACCGGCUCGAUGGUCGGCAUGUUCUUCAUCAUGUUUGCCCUGAUGGGCGUGAUGUUCUACAUGCCCCAGUUCUUCCAGCUGGCGCAAGGGUUAUCAGCCUCCGAGAGCGGCGCACGGAUGAUGCCGCUGGCGAUAGCGAUGAUGAUCUUCGCACCGAUCAUGGCGAAGCUGUUACCCAAGGUCGGCCCGCGAUUCAUGCUGUUCUGGGCCCCGGCCGUCCAUGGCGGCGGCGCGCUGUUGAUCCUCAGUUUGAUCCUCGAUAUUGAUACGCCGUACUGGAUGAUCGGCCUCGCACUGGCCUUCCUCGGUCUGGGCGGUGCGAUGCAUAUGACUUCGACGACCGAUACCUCAAUGGCGGCCGUGCCGGUCGACCUGGCCGGCAAGGCGUCGGCCAUCAACAACGCCGGCCGACAGCUCGGCGGUACGCUGGCGAUUGCGAUCCUGGGAUCGUUCGCGGCGGCCGUCUACUCCUCGGGUGUGACCACCGGGUUGGCGCCGCUGGGCGUGGCCGAAGGCGCGAUCGAGACCAUUGCCUCGGGCAUCGGCGCAGCGCAACAGGUCUUGCCGACGCUCGAUCCUCAGAUCAUUCCUCAAGCUGAGCUCCUGAUGCGGGAGUCGUUCGUCAACGCGAUUACCGACACGAUGCGUUUCGGGAUCGUGUUUGCGUUGAUCGCGGGCAUCGUCGGCUGGAUCCUGGUGCCAAAACGUCAGCGUCAAACGCAGAUGACAUGGGAAGGCGGGAAGCCGGUUGAGCCCGUCGGCCGCGCCCACAGCAGUCGUUGCGAUUUCGACCAACGGCGCAUCCGCCAACGGCGCGUCGGCGAACGGCGUCCGCAAAGUUGCACCGCUGGCCAAGGCGAUGGCGCUACAGCGUCCGCAGAAAUCGGGGCUUCCGUAGGCAACAUGAUUCGACUGAGCCUGGCGGUCGGCUGCGUGGUCGCAGUCGUCGUUGCAGUCAUCCUCUCGACGCCCGGACCCGGCUAUUUCUGCGGGUCGACCUACGGCGACGGCGCGCGUUGCCUGUCCGCAGGCGAUGAGCUGUUGUUUCAAUCAACCACGCUUGGACUGGAUGCCGGUGCGGCCUCAGAGAGUCGUAUCGCAGAGAUCGCAGGGCGAGAACGCGCCCUGUUCGGCGGUGGAUUGAGUCUCACUUUGGGUCAGAGCGGGCUUUGGGGACAAUCCUUGUUGUACUGCCGGAGCGAUGUCUGCGAGAUCAAGCCGCUGGAAGAUAGCCCCGGAACGUUCGUCUUGGAGCGAGGCCGGCUGAUCUACUGGCGCUCGCUGCCUACAGAUACAGAGAUGAGACGAACUCAGCGUCAUGAUCAACGACGGCUCGAUACUCAAGCCGCUCGAACUGGUGGAUACGACUGCUCAGCGGACUGGGGCGCAGGAUUCGUCUGCUUCGACGAGGGUGAAGUCAUCGUUGACGUCAGGGUCAGCAUUGCCGGUGGUGAAGCGAUAACUCCAGCAGGCUCCGGCGCCCAGUUCAGCGAGGCAAGAGAUCGGUUGGAGUUCACAUUCGGAUCCCGAGCGGCGAUCUACGAGAUCCAGCUCUGGAUGAACUGCGUGACGCAGCGUUGCGUCCUGGGUGUCAGUGAGUCAGAGGGGAACGCCGGUGAGGUCCUCGAAGGCUCUUUCGCCGUUCGGCGCGACACCCCGCGCUGA